CAAAAUGGAAAGUUUAUUAGAAAGUUCAUCAUUGUGGAUUGAUGAAAUUAGUGAACUUCUUCCAAAUUAUACAACAGCAACAAUAAAUUAUUUACUUGAAACAAUUGGUGUAACAACUGAAAUAGCUUGUGUCAUGAAACCAAAUGAUGGAUUAUUUAUUGAUAUUAUAAAUUAUUUUAAUGAAUUAAAUUGUUAUCUUGCAUUUGAUAAUUUUCAAUUUCAAUUAUUAAAAAUUUUUUGUGCAAUAUUAAUGACAAUUGUAUUAUUAAUAUUUGGAGCAUGGCAUAUUUAUGGAAAAAGAAUAUCAGAAAGAUUUAUGGAUCCAGCUGCUAAAUUUGAUGAGUAUCGUAACACACCAAAAUAUUAUGACACAUAAAAAAAAUCCAGCUAAUUAUUAGGAUUUUUUUCUUAUAAAAAAAACUUGGAAAGUUGAUAAGUAAA
Molecule: messenger RNA, 441 nt
Organism: Aphidius gifuensis
Lineage: Eukaryota; Metazoa; Arthropoda; Insecta; Hymenoptera; Braconidae
Exons: 2
Coding region: 5-376 (123 amino acids)
Source: RefSeq, a predicted model, not a curated record